AAGUGCUCCAACCACUGAGCUACAUAACUGGUCCUGUGUGCCUGCUUUAAUCUGUGAAGUCGUAUUGUUGCCUCUGUUUUGUAGAAUGGGAGACACACAGUUGUACUCAUUUGCCCCAAGCCACAGAGGUAGCAAGAAGCAGUGCCGGCUGCAGAGCCCAGCCCUGGGUCCCUGCAUCCUGUCUCCCACUCCGAUGAGCACUAUGCAUGCCCGUUCUGAAGAAGCAUCCCGAAAUCCAAGAGAUGAAGUCAAAGCAGAGGAAAGGAAGGCCCAGCGGAGAUUAUGUGCAGAGAGACACUCAGCCUCGGGAUGUGUUCUUCUCCUUUUUUUUUUUUUUUCCUUUUUGCAUACGGACACAGCCCAGAUAGCAGAGCUCAAAGCAUCUUUUGUGCGGUUGUCCUGCAACGAGUGACGUCAUAGGCACCACCAAGUCUUUAUCAUUUCUGCUGGACAACGAGCUCACCGCCCUAGUCCUGGAGGAGCCAGGGAGGUGCUGGGCAGCGGAGCUCAGGUUUCCCAAUAAGCUGCGUCCGGGACCAUGGGGGAGAGCUUCUCUCCCGGCAAUCACUGGCUUUUCUUUUCCGUGUACCUGCUGGUCUUCCUCGUGGGGCUCCCCCUCAACGUGAUGGCCCUGGUGGUCUUCGUGGGCAAGCUGCGCCGCCGCCCUGUGGCCGUGGACUUACUCUUGCUAAACCUGACCCUUUCGGACCUGCUCCUGCUGCUGUUCCUGCCGUUUCGCAUGGUGGAGGCGGCGUGUGGCAUGAGGUGGCUCCUGCCCUUCAUCCUCUGCCCCCUCUCGGGGUUCCUUUUCUUCACCACCAUCUACCUCACCUCGCUCUUCCUGACGGCGGUGAGCAUCGAGCGCUUUCUGAGCGUGGCCUACCCGCUGUGGUACAAGACCCGGCCACGGCUGGCCCAGGCUGGUCUGGUCAGCGGCAUCUGCUGGUUCCUGGCGUCGGCCCACUGCAGCGUGGUUUACGUCACCGAAUACUGGGGAAAUGCCACCUCCAGCCAGGGUACCAAUGGAACCUGCUACCUGGAGUUCCGGGAGGACCAGCUGGCCGUGCUCCUGCCUGUGCGACUGGAGAUGGCGGUGGUCCUCUUUAUGGUGCCCCUGUGUGUCACGAGUUACUGCUACGGCCGCCUGGUGUGGAUUCUCAGCCGAGGAGCCAGCCGGCGCAGGCGCAAGAGGGUGAUGGGGCUUCUGGCUGCCACGCUGCUCAUCUUCUUUGUCUGCUUCGGCCCCUACAAUAUGUCCCACGUGGUGGGCUACGUCCGGGGUGAGAGUCCGGCCUGGCGGAGCUACGUGCUCCUCCUCAGCACCCUUAACUCUUGCAUCGACCCCCUUGUCUUCUACUUCUCGUCGUCCAAGUUCCAGGUCGACUUUCAGCAGCUCCUGGGGAGGCUGACCAGAGGCUGUGUGCCUUGGACUCAGGCAGUCAGCUUGGAACUGAAGGUGAAGAACGCAGAAGAGCCGUCCAAGGAGUGUCCAAGCUAGAACGAAGGGUGGACCGGAGAGGGGCGUGGAACCAUUGGCCCAGUGCCUUGGCUGGCUGGCGGCGGCAUCUCCAGGGACAGGAGGGAGUAGGCAGGUGUGUCCGCAGGGCCCUCAUUCCCUAGCUCAGGACACACGAGGCUCCUGUGACAGGCUGGGGACACAGUGUCUCUCGGCUUUCCCUGGGCGUGUACAUGUUCUGGACUCUCCACACCGCCCUCCCUCCCAUCCUUUCAUACGCCCUGGGUUCCACUCUGGGACGUUGUAAUGGUGACAGAUUUCUCUAGAAGAAAGAGCCGAGCCUCUGCGGCAGAGGCACCGGCUUCAGUGCCUCCCUGGG
Molecule: messenger RNA, 1835 nt
Organism: Mesocricetus auratus (golden hamster)
Lineage: Eukaryota; Metazoa; Chordata; Mammalia; Rodentia; Cricetidae
Gene: Ffar3
Product: free fatty acid receptor 3
Exons: 2
Coding region: 539-1498 (319 amino acids)
Biological process (GO): cellular response to fatty acid; G protein-coupled receptor signaling pathway
Cellular component (GO): plasma membrane
Molecular function (GO): G protein-coupled receptor activity
Source: RefSeq, a predicted model, not a curated record